This is a messenger RNA of Penicillium coprophilum, 8745 nucleotides long. RefSeq names its product AMP-dependent synthetase/ligase. The transcript has a single exon. Gene Ontology annotation, cellular component: cytoplasm. The record is from RefSeq and is a predicted model, not a curated record. Gene Ontology annotation, biological process: secondary metabolite biosynthetic process; amino acid activation for nonribosomal peptide biosynthetic process. Lineage: Eukaryota; Fungi; Ascomycota; Eurotiomycetes; Eurotiales; Aspergillaceae. The coding region runs from base 1 to 8745 and encodes 2914 amino acids. Gene Ontology annotation, molecular function: phosphopantetheine binding; catalytic activity.
AUGGUGUUUCAGUUCACAAAUCUUGUGCGUCAGCUAUGUGAUGUGAAUUUUCACAAGCAGGGAAGACAGAUCAUCAACCUGGACACCAUAUGCGAAGAAGACAAAGCUCUCGUGUGGAAAUGGAAUGGGUGUCGUCCGCGGACUAACGACAUUUGUAUCACCGACCUUUUCAGCCAACAAGUCAAGAGGCGUUCAAAUCGACCAGCUGUGCACGCGUGGGAUGGGCUUCUCACAUAUUCUGAGCUAGAUGAACAAUCAACACUGCUGGCUAAGUAUUUGUUACACACCCAGAUUGCUGGCCCAGGACAGAUUGUCCCAGUCUGCUUUGACAAGACCAUAUGGACGACAAUAACCAUAUUGGCUAUUGCGAAAGCUGGAGCUGUUUUUAUCUUGCUUGAUCCGCAUCAGCCUCGGAGUCGUCUAGCAGCAAUCAUGACUCAACUACCAUCCUCGACUAUUUUGACAAGACCAGACACGGCUGAGAUAGCUCAGUCUAUCACCAGCCAUGUAGUGAUUAUUGAUGAGCAUUUCAAGGAGAUGCUCCCCGAGACAACUGCGUUGGGAGACAAUAUGUCGCCAUCAGAUAAUCUCUACAUAGUCUUUACAUCGGGCAGUACCGGAACACCGAAAGGUGUCACCAUAUCCCAUGCAAAUCUUUCAUCCGCAGUUGCCCAUCAAGCGCGCACUCUGGGAUUCAACACAGGUGUACGCACAUUUGAUUCAUCUUCAUACACCUUUGAUGCAUAUGUCUACAAUACGUUUUAUACUCUCUUGACAGGUGGUUGCUUGUGCGUCCCAUCGGAAACAGACCGUAUCAAUAAUCUUCAGGCGGUCUUACAGCAGAUGAAGGUCGAGUUUGCCCAGUUGACGCCUUCAACCUCCCGGUUACUGGAACCAAACAAACUCCCACUACUACGCACGUUGAUCCUUACUGGCGAAAAGAUCAAUCGCACCGUACUGGACCCGUGGUUGAAAACAAAUGGACGAGUGCGCGUCAUCAAUGCGUAUGGACCAUCGGAGUGCACAAUCAUGUGUGCCGCAAAUUGCACGAUUACCCGUGUCGAAGAUGCAGAGAGUGUUGGGUUUGGUCUGGGUGCCAACCUCUGGAUCGCCGACCUGCAUGACAUCAAUCGCCUGGCGCCAGUUGGGGCAGUGGGUGAGCUACUCAUCGACGGGCCCAUCGUCGGCCAGGGCUAUCUCGGCGAUGACCAAAAGACGAUAGAGUCUCUAGUGCAGGUUACCGGUGGUUAUCUGCCGGGAGUGGCACUCGCACCAACCUCCCCCAUGUUUCGUACUCGCGACUUGGCAAGAUACCAACCUGAUGGCUCAAUUUGCUUUAUUGGGCGUGCCGACACACAAAUCAAGAUCAAUGGACAGCGCGUUGAAAUUGGCGAAGUUGAAUAUCAUCUUGGUCAGCUCUUACCCGAUGGAAUUCUACCGAUUGUGGAGGCGGUCCAGUGGCCCUCCGGCCAGAAGCAGCUCCUGGCGUUCAUUUAUAUUGACCAAGAAAAGGGAGAGUCAACCUUAGACAUCAAGUCCCGGGUAGGCGAUUUGAUUGUAGGGCUAGAUAAGAUACUGUCCGACAGACUCCCUCGAUUCAUGAUACCAUCCGCAUUCUUCCCACUCCAAUCUGUACCCAUGACAGCCUCGGGAAAAACAGAUCGCAAGACGCUACGAAAUAUAGCACUAAGUUCUCCCCAUCAAUUACUUGACCCUUACUCUGUGGAGACAGUUAAGGAGCUAUCAAUGGAGGAAUCAAUCAGACCGUUGACCUCGGAUGAGCUGAUAUUGGGGCGAUUCUGGGCACAAGUUUUGUUCAUUCCCAACCCCACUUCACUUCAACCCCAUGAAAACUUCAUUGCCAAAGGUGGAGACUCGCUGGCAGCUAUGCGCCUUGUAGCAUUACUUCAUGAUGAAGGGUAUGGCGGUAUCAGCGUUGCGGACAUCCUCCAAAACCCACACCUUUCCAACUUAGCAGGGUUAUUACGAAAACGCGAUCAUCACGCCCAGUCUGAUGCUGCCAAUAUAUGCACCGACCCAUUCUCAUUACUGCUGGGACGGGCGCCGGAGCCCAAUCAAAUAAAUGCAAUUUGUACCAGACUCUCGAAAACCUGCGGUUGCAAUACGGCUGACGUGGAGGACGUUUACCCUUGCUCCCCUGUCCAAGAGGAGAUGAUGGUGCUCGCAGCUCGGAAUCCAAAAUCAUUUGUCACACAGACUAUGCUGGAUUUGGAGCCUGAUAUUGAUUUGGAACGGUUUGUUCUUGCAUGGAAGAACGUUUCAUUAGCGAAUCCGAUAAUUCGAACGCGGAUUGUUGAUAUGAAAACAAAUCAUCUCAGCGGUGCUAAGCAUCAAAACUUUGCCCAAGUUGUAUUGAAAGGCUUCUUGCCCUUAUCGCGGUACUCCAACCUCAAUGAAUGUCUACAACUCGAGCGCGAUGCGGGCAUGGGAGUCAAUGAACCACUGUUCAGGAUCGGGAUUGUGGAUCAGUCUUCCGAGACUUCCACGAAGGUUAUAUUCACGAUGCACCAUGCCAUCUACGAUGGUUGGUUCCUAAAUCAACUCGGCGGCGAAGUAUUCCGCGCAUAUGAUAAUUUGAAAACAGGAGACAUGUCGGGAGGAUCUCUGAUUCCUUACCGUAACUUUAUUCAAUACCUUCAUGAUUCGGACUCAUCAGCAGCUGGGCAAUUCUGGAUAAAAUACCUCCAAGACAUCAAUCUGAUUGAAUUUCCAGCUUUUCCUGAGGCAAACUAUAAGCCAUACGCAACGGCUAUAGAGGAGCUUCAUGUGGCUGGGAUUGACUGGGCGAACGCCUAUGGAAUCACAGCAAAUAUUCUCGUUCAAACCGCUUGGGCACUUGUUUUAUCUAAGCACUCCGGAGCCAGCGACGUCGUUUUUGGGACCACGCUGUUGGGUCGACAAAUUUCCCUGCCAGGAAUUGAACGGGUGGGUGGCCCGACCAUUACGACUGUUCCAAUACGCAUGACGAUAGACUGGGAAGAGCAGAAUGCCCUGACUCUAGUUCAAAUCAUGCAGAAACAGGCAGGAAAAAUGAUUCCUUUUAUGCACUAUGGCACUUCACGCAUUCGCCAUCUUAACUAUGAUGCAGAGCGGGCCUGUCAGUUCUCCACAUUUUUGGUAGUCCAACCAGCAGCGCAACAGCUUGACACGGCUCCUCAGCGGCUAUUCAAUCUUGGGGGUGGUAACGACGAUAUUCAGGCUUUCAACACUUACGCAGUCAUGCUAGAAUGCUGCUUGACUUCAGAUGGCCUCGCUGUUCGAGCGAGCUUUGACGAGACGAUUCUGAGCAAGGCGGGUGUUCAGAAGCUAUUGUCAGACCUCCAAAUGUUUCUUUCAUACCUUUCGACAGCAUCACAUGAAUCCCCCAGCCUGAGUGAAGUUGGAAUCCUAUCAAAAAUGGAGCGGGAGUGUAUUACUGCUCUUCGGAAGCCCGGUCAAAACAUUCAUGUUCUUGAUGCAGAAGCUCAUCUCAAGGAAUGUCUCCCAGAAGAAGUCGAGAACUGCGUGCUGAAUAUUGUGAGCCUCCCAAAGAUGUCCAAACAGCUGGUGGCUUUUGUUUCUAUGACAAAUAAAGAUACAACUCCUUCAAAUGUGCUGGACAUUAUCUCAAGACCGCUUGUUCAACUUUCGGAGAGGCUCAGCCGACACAUGCUUCCCACAAAGUUCCUUACUCUUCCCCAACUACCCAUGACAGAGCUUGGCGAAAUUGACCGGGACAAAUUGAACCAAAUAGCCACUGAGACCCCAACCGAUCAGUUCCUUGACUACUCCAAUUUGCUGGAUCAUCGAAGGGUGCGCGAUGAUCUACCAAAGACGGAUGUCGAGCUGAUACUGCAGCGUCUCUGGGCCACCACCCUAGACAUCGAUUCUUCUUCAAUUGGUCGACAGACUUCCUUCCUUUCUAUUGGCGGAGAUUCACUAUCGGCAAUGAGACUCGUCGCUGGUCUCCGGGCAGAAGGAUACUCCUUGCAAGUUGCCGACGUACUACGCACUUCUCGCCUAGCAGACCAAGCCACCAAGGUCAGUGAUGAGCUUUCCAACAAGAAUUUGUCAUUGUCCAUUUCUGUUGAAGCGUUUUCGCUGCUUGAACAAUCUCUCAAUAAGGACUCCCUCGCUGCAGCCUGUCAAGUUUACCCAUGGGAGAUCGAAGAUGCAUAUCCUUGUUCUCCCAUUCAAGAGGCGAUGUUAGCACGAACCGCAGUCCGAGCGAAUGAAUUUGUCUCUCGUGGUCUUAUUCCGCUUCCUGCGAGCGUGGAUUUUGGUCGCUUGAAAGAAGCUUGGAACAGAGUGAUCGCCGAGACCCCGGUCCUCCGCACUCGUAUAGUCGAGUAUGCUGGGCAAGGGUUUUUACAGGUUGUUACAAAAGCACUGGCCCCAUGGUCGGAGGCAAAGAGUCUAGAGCAGGUAAAAGCACCAUCCAUGGGCAUUGGAGGACCAAUGCUCUCUUUUGUGCUUAUAAAGUCCUCUUCUAACUCUGGCACCGGGCCUGCUGGCUCUGCAGCCCUGUUGAUGACGAUUCACCAUGCUAUUUACGACCGAUGGUCUGCAUCCUUAGUCAUGAGAAGGGUGGAGUCAUUAUAUCGCAACGAAAUACCAGCAACGAAGUUGAUCCCGUACAGCAGGUUUAUCAAAUAUCUGAUCCGGGAAGUCGAUGAGGAGCGUUGCCGUGGAUUUUGGUUGGGCUAUUUGGCGGAUUGCGCUGCACCGCAGUUCCCUACUCUCCCCAGCCCCAAGUACCAGCCAGUCGCCAACAUGACCACAAAAAGAGAGGUACAUGGGAUCAAGUGGCCUGCCAAUUUCACCCCAUCAACAGCCUUGAAAGCAGCUUGGGCUAUACUCAUUUCGCAAUACCAGAAUUCCGAUGACAUUGUGUUUGGGUCGACCGUCAUGGGUAGACAAGCACCUCUUGCUGGGGUUGAACUGAUUGCAGGUCCCGUAAUUGCCACGGUUCCUAUUCGGGUAACAAUGGAUUGGCAAUUACCGCUCCAUGAGCUAUUACAGGAUAUCCACUCUACAGGAACACAAAUGAUUCCGUUUGAGCAAUAUGGACUUGGCCGCCUACAGCGAUUGAAUGCAAAUUGCCGCCAGGCCUGUCAAUUUCAAUCAUUACUUGUUAUACAGCCGCGGGAUGAAAAUGACAGGGAGAACAACUUCUUGUUUUUGCAGCGAAAUGACGAUGAUAAUAUCGGACACAUGUAUUCCUUGGUCCUGGAAUGCGUCUUGGGUGGCUCAUCUUCAAUGUCAUCGACUGACGCAGUCACGCUAGGCCUGAGCUUUGAUGACCAGGUUAUCGAUGGACCGCAGGCAGAUCGGAUCCUGCUCCAGCUUGAUCACAUCCUCAAGCAAUUGAGCAAACACGAACAUACGGCGGAAAGGAUCUCACUUUCAGAACUUGACCUGCUGCCGGAGCAGGACAGACAGCAGAUUUGGGCAUGGAACGAAGUCCUCCCAGAAACAAUUGAUUCUCGGAUUGACUGUUUAAUCGCAGAAAGAGUGAGUGAACAGCCAGACUCAUUUGCAAUCAACGCCUGGGAUGGUCAAUUAACCUACCGGGAACUGUUUGACAAGGCUCUUCAACUAGCCAAUUGGCUCGUGGUAGAACAGGGAGUUCGACCAGAGAGUCCAAUUAUUCUCUGCUGUUCAAAAAGCAUGUGGACGCCUGUGAUAAUGCUGGCAGUAAUCAUAGCUGGCGGGGUGGUGGUCCUUGUGGAUCCAUCCCAGGCUGUUGAACGCCUGCAAUCCAUCGCUUUGCAGGUAAAUGCGCGAUUGACUUUGGCAUCGCCAACAAGUCAAGGAAUCGCCGAAGAGCUCACUUCUUCUGCGGUGUAUAUCGUGAAUGACUUGUUCUUUCACAGCCUACAACAUUCAUCACCAAUUGAUGACCGCUCAUGGAUUCCAAUUGUGUCGGGAAGCAAUGCCCUGUAUGUGGUAUUUACUUCAGGUAGUACGGGAACUCCCAAAGGGAUCGUCAUUACCCAUGCCAAUGCCUGUAGCGCGGUCGUUCACCAGAAGUCAUACUGGGGCUAUGAUACCACCACUCGAAUCUUUGAUCUGUCUUCUUAUAGCUUCGACUUUGUGUGGGUGCCAUUUCUCCAUGGACUCUAUGCGGGCUCGUGCAUCUGUAUUCCCUCCGAAGAUGACCGCCGUAACAAUAUUGCGGGAUCAAUUCGCGAAUUGGACGUGAACUAUCUUAACAUCACACCUUCCUUGGCGCGAUUGCUGGAACCGGAAUCCUUACCUGGUAUAAAGAAUGUCGCUUUGGGAGGUGAAGCCGUUAAGAUAGAGGAUAUCACUCGAUGGGGGAAGAAGGUAAAGGUUCUCAACGCCUACGGUCCAUCUGAAUGCACGAUAGCCAGCACAAUGGCAGUUCAUGAAACGGACUUUGACAGAACAGUUAACAUUGGCAAACCGCGUGGCUUGAAUGCCUGGAUUACAUCCUGCAAUCACCCGAAGAAGUUAGCUCCCAUCGGUGCCAUUGGAGAGCUUGUUCUCGAAGGGCCCUUGGUUGGAAGGGGAUACCUGAACAAUCCCGAGAAGAAAUCCAGUGCAUUCAUAGAAAAUCCUCCCUGGCUGUCUCCAAUCGACGGCGAUUCGGUCAUUCAUAGUCGGAGGAGACGAUUGUAUCGAACGGGCGAUUUGGCGAGUUGGAACAGCCACGGUAGAUUGGUAUUUGAGGGUCGAGCGGAUACGCAAGUCAAGAUACGUGGACAGCGUGUGGAAUUGGAAGAUAUCGAGUUCCAUGUCAGCCGAUUUCUUGGGCCUUCAUCCAUGGCAGUGGCCCAAGUCAUUGAAGCCAGCACUAUCGAAGACCCCGAAUAUAGCUCCCAGAGACUAACGGUAUUUUUGUCGUCCCACAACUUAAAUGGGGAUGCGGAUUUUACAAGUCAAGGGUGGCGGUACUUUCCGAAGGAAAAGCGCGAGAAUUUGAACAAGCAUCUUACGCAAGUCCUCCCGUUGUACAUGAUUCCCUCGACAAUCUUGGAAUUGAAGCAGAUCCCGCUUAUGCCUUCGGGUAAGAUCGACCGCAAGAGACUCCGAGAAUUUGCAGCACACAUCAAGUUGGAAGGGACUGAAAAAAAUGGGCCAGUCGAGGAACCGCGCACAGACUUUGAGAGGGCGUUGAGGGAGGUCUGGUCGACCCUGCUAGGAAUUCCAGCACACGAGAUAGGCCGCCAGGAGAACUUCUUUGAUCUUGGGGGCGAUUCUCUCAUGGCCAUACGACUGGUAGGGGCUGCUCGACAAAAAGAACUUCCUCUAUCCGUGGCCCUCAUCUUUGAAAACCCACAGCUUGAUCAGAUGGCAGCCCAGCUGUCACUUUCCCUCGGAGACAAAGGACAGCAUCCCGACCUUCCUGUUACUGGCCACCUUCCCCAUUUGAUGGAAUCCUUAAGGCAGGUCCUUCCCGGGAAAUCCCAGGUUGCAAGACUUCUUUCGGCCCCCGAGGAUAUGAUCUGCGACAUUUUACCAGUCACUGAUUUCCAACGUUACGCCAUUCGAUCUGCUUUCACGCAACCUCGAACUGAAUGGAACUAUUUCUCCAUGAAAUUCCGUGGCAUUACUGACACCGCUAAUUUGACAAGAGUCUGUCAUCAGCUUGUAUCGUCACUCGAGAUACUGCGAUGUGUUUUCCUGCCCCAUGACUACCAUGGCCAAUACAUCCAGGUUGUUUUGCGUACCUUGGAAAUCAAGGUCACUGUCAUCCAUGACCCUGGUGAACCAUUAGAUGAAGCAUGUGCGAGAGUAUGUCUGAAUGAUUAUGCAGAGCAGCUUAUCCCCGGCGCACCGUUUGUCAAGUUCUUCAUUUUCCAGUCACAAAAGCACAAUAUGUGUCAAUUGGUGAUGGGGGUUUCCCAUGCUCUCUAUGAUGGAAUCAGUUUACCACUGAUAGCUGAACAUAUUGGCGCGCUCUUUGACGGACGGCCAGUCCCAAAUGUCGGUCAAUUCUCUUCUUAUGUAAAAUUCAUCACAUCUGCCACUUCCAAUAGUCAUGAGGGAGAAUCAUGUGUGUACUGGCGCUCCCUGUUACAAGACGCACCGGUCCCAACCAAUAUAACUUCCGACAACUUCCUACUUGCGCCCGGAACGCAAAUGCGCAUGUACCGGGACGUCAAGAUUUCUCUGCCUUACAAAGGGGUCACUGUGGCAACAGCGUUUGCGGCUGCAUGGGGCACAGCCCUUGCCCGAGUGACUGGGAAAUGUGAUGUUGUGUUUGGCCGUGCUGUCUCCGGGCGGACAUUGACCUCUGCCACUGCAGAUCAUGAGACCGUCGUCGGGCCAUGCCUGAACAUUGUACCUGUGAGGAUGAAACUCUUCCAAUUUGAUCCUGCUAGUCCAUUCACUACUCAGGACAAGUCCCAAAUCGUAAAAUCACUCCAGUCUCAAUUCCUCAACUCCAUUCCCCAUGAGACCAUGGGACUGUCUGAGAUUGCGAGGCAGUGCACCGAUUGGCCGCAAGAUAUUUCAACCUUUGGCUCUUUAUUCUACUUUCAAAACAUUGAGCAGCAGGUCUCUGUUCUAGCGGGAGGCCAGGAUGUAGCUUUUGUCGCUCUCCCACUUGAGAGACCAGAUCCCCCUGAGCCACCUCGCCUGAAUGUUUUACCACGAGGUGAAAAGCUAUACACAUUGGAGCUACUGGUUCCAGAGCAAAUGACGAAUACCAACGCCUGGUCACAGCUUUUGGAUGCGAUGGUCGAGUGGUUUGAUGGUGUUCCUGGCGAUGCUUAA